UUAUGAAAAUUAAUAUUUGCAAUUUAAAAAUGCUUAUGGCCAUUUUUAUUUUGUUUACAGUUGUUUAAAGUUCAGGGCAAACGAUGAUUUAAAGGUACAAAAUUCUGCUAUUCGUAACAAUAGCAAACUACAUGGAAACAUUAAUGAUGGGGGCGCUUCACUAAGGCCGUUUUAUAUUGAAAGAUUCUACAAACCACGGUUACUUUAAUUUCCAUCUACACUGCACCUUCCUGUAUGCAACUUAAAAAUUGUCAAUCCAACAAACACUAAACGUUUUCACACAACUAAGUGGGCAAUUAUGGAUCGCAGUAAGAAUAACAGCACCGAAUUUGGCAACAACUCGAUGAAAGCUGCUGCAGUUCCUACUACAAAUAAUACAACGGCACCAUGGACGAAUAACAAGGAGUCAUCGACAAAUAAUGAGGAUGAUUCUAAUGAAGAUGAUGCUGAUACUUCAACGCCAGCUAAAGUAACAGACCCACUAGCGCCGAAACUAAAUAAUGAGCGCGUUAUGGUCGUCUCCGUUACGGAACGACGUCGCGAAACCUGGGGUCAAAAAGCGGAAUUCCUGUUGGCCGUUGUUGGUUUCGCCGUUGACUUGGGGAAUGUGUGGCGUUUUCCUUAUAUUUGCUAUCAGAACGGAGGUGGUGCAUUUUUGAUACCUUAUUGCGUUAUGUUGAUAUUUGGAGGAUUGCCUUUGUUUUACAUGGAACUGGCCUUAGGACAGUUUCACAGAUGUGGCUGUUUAAGCAUUUGGAAGCGUAUAUGCCCAGCAUUAAAAGACGUACAUGAGUAA
Molecule: messenger RNA, 796 nt
Organism: Teleopsis dalmanni
Lineage: Eukaryota; Metazoa; Arthropoda; Insecta; Diptera; Diopsidae
Product: sodium-dependent serotonin transporter-like
Exons: 3
Coding region: 299-796 (165 amino acids)
Biological process (GO): sodium ion transmembrane transport; serotonin uptake
Cellular component (GO): membrane; neuron projection
Molecular function (GO): serotonin:sodium:chloride symporter activity; serotonin binding
Source: RefSeq, a predicted model, not a curated record